AUGGAGAUGAAGCAAGACGUGGCCGAAGAGGAUGGACGGGGAGAGGAGGAGGGGGAAGAGUUGCUAGCACUGCACGAGGUGCUUCCGCUGGAGGUCAUGCAGCACAUCAUGGGCAUGGCCGACCCCGCCAGCGUGGCAAGAGCCGAGGGCGUGUGCCGCGCGUGGCGCUCCGCGUGCGAGUCGCCCUUCGUGUGGGAAGCCGUCUUCCGGCGCCACUUCAGCUCCCGCCCCUCCACCACUGCCAAAGGCACUCCCUCCCCCCCACCCACCACUCGACUCCAGAAGUGGCGGGAGCGAUGCGUGAAGGCGGCCAUCUCGCUUCGUCGCCUGCAGGCCCUCAAGGGCGAAGCCCGGCUGCGGGAUACCCUCAGGUGGUGUGCUGCGUGCGGUCACGACCGCGUGCUGCGCGAGCUGCUCACGAAGGAGGCGGCCCACAUGACGCUCGACCUGCUCAACGGCAAGCGGCCGCCCAACACCGACGAGAGCAAGUUCCAGUACUCCGACGACGGCUCCGCGCGUCCGGUGCACCUGGCCGCCUCGGUGGGCUGCGCCGAGGUGGUCGAUCUCCUCGCGCUCGCCGGCGCCGACCUCAACGUGGCCAACAUCCGAGGGCAGACGCCGGUGGGCGUCGCCGCGGCCAAGGGAUUCCUCGACGUUGUCGAGGUGUUGCUGCGCCACGGCGCCGGCGGCAGCGACUUCACGCAGCUGAUCCAGGCCCAGCAGAAGGUGGGAACAAGAAAGGGCAUGCGGCCGCUCUCGUUCCAAGCCGCCGCCGGAGGCCACAUCAAGAUCAUGGAGGUGCUCAUGGAGAAGGCCGGCGGGCCGGAGAAGGCGCGGGAGCUGAUCAACGCGGUGGAGUCGCGGACCGGCAAUACGGCGCUCCACUUUGCGGCGGAAAACGGGCAUUGCGCGAUGGUGGCUUUUCUCCUCAAACAAGGCGCCGAGAAGAACGCAUUGAACGGGUCGAAGCAAACGGCGCUGCACCUGGCCACGCUGGCCGGGUGCGUGCCGGCCGUGCGCAUGCUGGUGGAGCACGGCGCUCAGAUCCUGUUCACCGCGGCCGAGGCCAAGUCCAAGAAGGUGCCAGCCUCGCCGCUGCACCUGGCGGCCUCUAACCGCUCUGAGGCCCUCGUGUCCCUGUUUAUCGAGCUGGGCCUCGACAUCAAUCUGACGGACGCCGCCGGCCGCAUCCCGCUUCACUUUGCGGCGCGCGCGGUGCCCAAGAAUGCGGGAUUCAUCGAAUUCCUUCUCGCGCGCGGAGCCGACGCCAAGGCCGUCGAUGAGGAGGGCCAAGGCGUGCUCCACUACGCCAUCACCAAUGAGUGUUCAGCCGAGCUGGUGGCGAUGUGCAAGCGUCUGAUUGAUGCAGGAGCUGAUGCCCACUCCAAGGAUCCGGUCUUGGGCCUGGAACGCCUCAUCGCCCGUUCGUACUACCAGUCAAGCUACGAUCGUGAUCUCGUCAACCUGUUUGUGGAGCGUGGCAUCGACAUAAAAGACCCGCCCAAAGCGCACCACUACGAUCUGGUGUUGGCCCUGCUGGACUGGGGCGUCGACCCCAACGCCAGCGUCACCGGCACAACGCCAAACCUGCCGUUGCACAUGGCCCUGGGUGGCCAUUCCUACCAUUACAGCGAUGCCGACAGGCGGCGUGUAGUCGAACUUCUUCUCGAGAGAGGAGCCGAUGUGAAUCGCUUGGCGGGCUACAACCAAAGUCAGGCCUUGUUCUAUCUGCCCUGCGAUCCCGACGAGACCUUUGAUUUCCUGUUGUCGCGCGGCGCCGAUAUCAACGCAAGGAACGAGCGGGGCGAGACAUUCUUGUAUCGGGCCGUCAACCACAAUUGGCCCUACGACGCAACGCAUUUCCAACGAAUGAGACAAACCGUCGUUGCCCUCAUUGAGAGGGGCGCCGAUCCCGGGCAGUGCCGGGUGGACGGCCAUGGCCCAGUGAGUGAGGUUGGUGUUGACCCGACCGACACGACGGGCUGGGAGUGGAUCGCGUUCCUGCGGUCCGUGGGCAUUCCCAUCCGGACCGCUGCUGAUGAUGACGAGCCGGCAGCGGCCGCAGCGGGCAGUGGUGACGCGACUGGUGCGGAAGCAGACGAUGACGGCGAGGGGAGGGCUGAGCCGCUGGGCCACCACCGCCUUAGGAACGAUGGUGACGACACCAACGAGGACGAAGAAGAGGAGGAUAGCAGAAGCAAAGGCAAGGAGAAGCUGGACAAAUGA
This is a messenger RNA of Acanthamoeba castellanii str. Neff, 2226 nucleotides long. RefSeq names its product Ankyrin repeatcontaining protein. The record is from RefSeq and is a predicted model, not a curated record. The transcript has 12 exons. Gene Ontology annotation, molecular function: protein binding. Gene Ontology annotation, cellular component: nucleus; cytoplasm. NCBI's taxonomy places the organism in Eukaryota, Discosea, Longamoebia, Acanthamoebidae. Bases 1 to 2226 code for a protein of 741 amino acids.